Messenger RNA from Cydia amplana, 1078 nucleotides. It is a transcript of the gene Had1, whose product is annotated as lambda-crystallin homolog. The record is from RefSeq and is a predicted model, not a curated record. Gene Ontology annotation, molecular function: L-gulonate 3-dehydrogenase activity; NAD+ binding. The coding region runs from base 116 to 1078 and encodes 320 amino acids. Gene Ontology annotation, biological process: fatty acid metabolic process. The transcript is spliced from 6 exons. NCBI's taxonomy places the organism in Eukaryota, Metazoa, Arthropoda, Insecta, Lepidoptera, Tortricidae.
CAAGUGAAGUUAAAUCGAUAAAUAGUUUAGUAAAGUGUUUUAAUAGAACUGUAAUAAGCAUCAAUCUCAUUUGGUAUCAUUCGCGACAUUGGAGUGGUACUGGACGGACGCAGACAUGGCACCUAGGACAGAAAAAGUUGGCAUUGUGGGCAGCGGAAUCAUCGGAAGGUCAUGGGCGAUGCUGUUCGCGUCUGUCGGCUACCAGGUGACCGUGUUCGACAUCAUCCCGAAACAAGUGACGGAUGCCCUGGCUGACAUCAAGAAGCAACUGAAGACCUUGGAGGAGGAGGGUCUGCUGCGGGGUACAAUUAAUGCUGAUCAACAGUAUGCGUGCAUUAAAGGGUCAUCGGACCUCGGCGCUGCCGUAAAGAACGCCGUGUUCGUCCAAGAGUGCGUGCCCGAAAACCUGGAGCUGAAGAAAAAGCUGUACGUGGACCUGGACAAGCUGGUGGACGACAACACCGUGCUGUCCAGCUCUACUAGCUGCAUCCUGCCUUCCAAGUUCUCAGAGGGCUUGAAACAUAAAGCUCAGGUGAUCGUGUCCCACCCCGUGAACCCACCCUACUACGUGCCGCUGGUGGAAGUCGUCCCAGCGCCGUGGACGCGUCCCGACGUCGUGGCCCGCACGAAGGCCAUCAUGCUCGAGAUCGGCCAGGAGCCCGUGGUGCUGGGCAGGGAGAUCGACGGCUUCAUUCUUAACCGUAUCCAAUACGCGAUUCUCAACGAGGUGUGGCGCCUGGUGAAAGACGACGUAGUGAACGUGGAGGAUGUGGAUAAGGUCAUCACUGAGGGGCUCGGCAUGCGCUACGCCUUCCUCGGCUCGCUGGAAACCGCGCACUUGAACGCUGAGGGCAUGGCCAACUACAUCGAAAGAUACGGCGAAACCAUCUACAACGUAAGCAACACCAUGGGCCCGACUCCCCGCAUGACACAAUGCCCAGGAGCUGCCUCUAUCUGCGAGCAACUCAACCAGCUUGUGCCCUUGGACCGGCUGCAGGAGAGGCGCGCGUACCGUGAUGCUGCCCUCACCCGUCUCUCUAUACUGAAGAAAGAAUUGAAGAACACGUACAAACGCUAA